This is a messenger RNA of Spirometra erinaceieuropaei, 6739 nucleotides long. NCBI's taxonomy places the organism in Eukaryota, Metazoa, Platyhelminthes, Cestoda, Diphyllobothriidea, Diphyllobothriidae. The record is from the annotation of a GenBank genome assembly.
AUGGACUAUUUUCUUCGUCGAUGCGUUCCAAUACUUUUUCGUAUGUUCUCCUUACUGCAAUUAACCAUUUUUGUCAAGUUUCCCGCUCAAUGCGCGUUUCGAGAAACGUGCGACCUUACUUGCGUGACCUCUACAACCGAAGACUUAUCCAAGGCCCUGAAAAGUAUAGACCACGCUCUGCCUGGAAGCCUUGGAACUAUGAUUCCGAACUGCUCGCUUUUAGUCACAGGAUCCAUGAGAAAAUGGACGUCCUGACUCUUCAAAAAUGCUUCACCGACGAAUCGUAUGCCAAUUACGUAAACAAUGCUAGGUCUCCCGAAAGCAAAACAGCACGCAUUGAAGACAAUGGACUGCUUGCCUUAAAAGGUAGUCAGUCGUGUGUCGUGUUUUAUGGGCACAUUGCCUUGUAUCAUAUAUGUGUUCCUCCAUUUGUGGUCAAUCUGAAUGCAGGCUUAAAGGUGUCGUGGUAUGACUGGUACUGCACUAACUAACUUCGGUGGUUUUAUAUGAUUUACUGGCAAGAUAUUUUUAUACAGCCGCACCUGACGGACGCAAUACUGUUAGGGUAACUAUUUUUCAACCGCUCAACGUACCACCGCGCAUUUCUAAUAGCUUUUCUUUUGCAUACAAUUGCUUGAUCUCGUCGCCUGUGCGUUCCCCCGCCUCACCUGCAAAAACCCCUAUUACCACCGGUUCCGUACUGAAGGUGGCUGAAGUUUUUUUUUACCUCAGGUGCGGUUACGUAACCACAUCUGACUGAUUUGCUAUUUUUCCCUUCGCACUAUGUGUAAUCAUGCUCGCUUAUGUGUGACCUGAACCCUUGUUAUGCCUGCCUGACACCUAUGGAUGAGGGAUCAGGUCCUCUGUGACAUGCGGUGACGUGAUAUUUGGCUAUCUCAACCACUUCGCCCACGUCCAUUUUCGAUCGCCUUGACUUUGCCCUGUGUUCCUAACAAGAAGGAUGAUAGAGGAGGAAGCGAGAUGCUGCGAAUUUCUAUAAACAGAUUCCACCUCAAGUCAUUGUUGUUAAAUCCACGGCGUAGUGCAGUGCUGGACGUCGUCGCUUGGAACCGUCAAACUGUGAUAUAUAUUCAAAUUGUCGCUUAAUUUUUAUGCGUUCAUCCCCUCCCUUAUAACUGUUAUCUGCGUUAAUUUUUUUCGGUAUUUUAAUUAAAUUACGAUUUGUCGAUAACUAGGUCGUCAAGUGGGGCAAACAUAUGUCACCAGUUUUCUUCGUGCACAGUACCCAAGUCUACCCGAGGAGUGGGUCUGUUGCAUAACUGACCGUCUUCUCUCAGACUCGGAACUCGCCUACAUUGGUGGUCAUUUGGGCAUCGGCGACCUUGUCUUGUACUCUUGCCUGCCGAGGGAACCAGGUUCACCUCUCCUUCCCGAGAAUACCCACCCACCCUCGUUAACCUCACUCGCAAACUGCUUCUUGGCUGUGAUCGGCGCCCACGCUGAAGAUACGGUAUGCGAAAAAGUCUGCACUACUUCCUAUUUUGCAGUCUGCUCUUUCAAAGCACCCGCACUCUGUAGAACCGUUAGCCCGCAGUACAAUUUAACUUCUUAUGGUACAUGCAAAAGAAAGAAAUUCAAUUUCUAGGGACGAUAGUACAUUCGCUUCACACUUGCUCAAACGCACUAGCGUAUAUGACAAACGAGAAAAUAUAGGUCUGGCAGAGCUUUUCUCACUAGUGUCUGACUCAUCGUUCGUUGUCGUUGAGGUUAUGUCUGACGGUCUCUUGGGCCAUGCGUAGGUACACUCUUCUGGACUUUGACUGUCAGGUCCCCAGUUAUCCUUCGAGCUCUCUUACUUUCGGCCUAGCCCAUGACUUGGAUGUCGCUGGAAUCGAAUUUGCAGCUCUGUUCGAAGUUUUGUUCUGUGAGUGCGCAUUUCCCCUUUUGACUGCCAAUUUGGACAGUUGGACCGUCGCCAACGACGAUUGGGCGCAGGGACGGUGAAUCACCCGUGAUGCGGCGUGAUCAUAGUGGACUUUCGCCGCACCUACCACACUCCCCUUCAUCAUCCACCUGAGGCCCGUGUGUAUACAGAGAAGACCGGAAGCGAGCUCGGGCGCAGUGGUCUACAAAGCUAAACAGCCAGUAUGCGCGUGCCAUACACCUGGUUCUCGUACGAUAGGCCAGCUUUUCACAGUAACAAAAAACGGACGGUCCGGAUGUCAUCUGAGUGGAGUGCCAUAUAGGCCACAUUAAGGGGGAGCCAUUGCAGCCUAACUCUUCGUCCUGAGAUGACUGAGCUGUAUGACUCGUACAGGGCUUAUCUUCAGACAAUAAAAGAACUAUAACACAAAAAUUGGAAUAGUCUGAUGACAUGGGAUAGCGGAGAGUUGGGAAGAGGCCACGUGUCCUCAAACUCUCUUCCAGAGGACUCAAAGAUCCCAGCUUAUUCGGCUCCUUAGUUCAUCACUGACAUCUAGUAGAAGACUGUUCGGCCUAACCAAACUAUGGCAUCGUUUGACGCGAUCCCAAACUCACAUCCACUCCACUGGACAUAGUGCGCGAUAUUCUACACAGAGAGUUUGAAGAGAAGUACGAUAACAUGCCGGGCCCUCUUAAAAGUGAGGACCCAGUGAAACUCUGUGCAUUCUGCCAGUGAAGCUUUCCCGCAUUCGACUGAAACGCGGAGGAGCAAAUUGAAAGAUUGCCAAGGCUGAUUCUAAGAGUUCUGUCCCCUGAGGAAAUUCGGCAACCUCUGGGUAUCAUCCCUGUAUCCUUUUCCAUAAGUAAUCGGUAAUUUUACGCAAAUCCUCCGUUACUUAAUCAGUGAUGAAUACCCCUCUUAUCCAUGUUCUCACUGUAUCACUGAACGAAAAGCCAGUGUCUUGCAAAUUUGUCCUACCAUCAGGCGCCUUCUUAACCGAGCUACCCUUAAAGGCGCUGUCAAUGCCCCCUUCGAACCUAGUUCCUCCGCACACCAUUUAAAGAGCGUCGCACCACGUUCCCAGCCGUUCACGGACCCAGUGCUGCUCGGUCCCGAUCUUAACGGUCAAGCAGGAGCCGAACCUUACUUAGAAGCCAAGGUGCCGUAUUUAUGGAAAAUUAGAAAGCGAAAUUGCGACGCGCCGCACUACUAUCUUUAUAUGGCAUACCUAAACUUCAAAGUUCCACUCAUAAGCGCGGUCGAAAUAAACAAAGACCAAGUGCGUGACCCUUGCAUUCACGUGUUACGUCAAUUGUUAAACGACUCCCUACACCAUCUGGUCAUUUACUGAGACGUCGAUCAGCAUAUUAUGCCCUUCGCAAAGUUAAGACUACAGUUGUCUAGUCAGGUAACUUCAGGCCCUGAAACAAAAGGUUUUACUGGCAGAUUUUUGCAGGUGAUCGGAAGGACGCGCAUUCGAAAGCGGCAUCGUGGCGUGGCUGAUACUUUAAAAUUAUGCCACACUAUACUCAGUAGUACAACUCUUCCUAAGUAUUGCCUUGUAAUGAAACAAUUUGUUGAACAUCUCUUAUCAUGUUAUGAACAACGCCACCUGCACAUCGCGCAUAACACACCGUGAAGUGAAGUGGAAUUAUCCGAGUGUCUCGCUGAGCGACUCUUCGAGCAAUGUCGCCUACUUACCGCCAUCACUUAGCCGUUAGCCUAGGCCCCGUCCACCAACAUAAACAGCAUAAUUUAUUUUGAUCCAACUGUGGAAAACCCAGCUACCUUGGUAGGAUCCGAACCAACGACUGCAAGUGGAAGGCUUUAGUACAGCCAACGCUCUAGGCACCUGAGCUACGAGACCCCACCGGGAGUCAUGGGUUUAGUCAAAUCUGGUUCAAGUUACCCGUCCAAUUUACUGCCGAGAUCGCUGGGUUUCUCACAGUUGGGUAAAAAUAAAUUAAUAAGUCUGCCAAAACACUUAUUAAUAAACAGCAUAACAGGUUUAUUGGCGAGAGCCAACCAAGACGACCUUUAGGAACUUUUCCAAAUUCAGUUGCAUGCAAUGUCCGCUGAAGACGUUUCCUGAGCAAACACUAAAUGCGAUCUUUGACUAUUUGCGCACAGUCUUCGAAUCUACCUCCUUUCUUUGGAGCGAAACUGACACGCGUUGAUCUUCUCUCUGGCCCCUAUUUCAGAAGACCGCACAUCUCCUUGUUCGAGAUUUCAUCCUGACCCGGCUAACUGAGCUGGACUUCUGUGCAGAUUUUGACUUCCCAAUGCAAGAUGAUCCCUUCCCACUGCUAAAACAAGUCCUUCUUUCCCAGAAUCGCGGUCCGCCCGAAGCUAGGUAUGUACCAGUAUUGUGUUACGCUGCCACUCACGUUCUCUUACAAUUUAACUUCCCGGUAUGUAGAUUUUAUCUCUGGGGCUAAUUUUGCUGCAUGUUCGGUUUCUCCUCUAGGUCCGCCCUUGGCACACAUCAGGAAUUUUUGCUGAGGAACGCAUUCUGCCUUACCAUAGCCUUAACCUAGUGUCUGGGUUUAGACUCCUAGGAUGGCAAAAUAGACCACUCCCGUCAGCGUACGAGGACUGCCAACGGCCUCAACGAGCAUUUGGGUGGUUAAAGAACUGCUCAUUCUAAUAAGCAUGCCGCUAACGUCAUGGCCCUCACGGCCUGGUGCGCACUGGCCGUUCUCUGGCACCUGACUCCCUGCUGGUGUCAUUGUGCUCCUGCCGAGUAUACAGGACGUGUUCAUGUUUACCCAGUCCUCCUCGCCCUUCUGACCUAUUGUGGUGUCGUUGUUGUCGGUUAAAAUCCUGACCAUGCGUUUGUUGUGGACCAGAGGGUGUGGGUGGUACGUCUAGGUGCAGGUCCGACUGUGUCCUCUCACGCCUCCGGUCAUCUUGACUAUGUCUCGACACCGAUUCCAGGUGGGGAAGGGAGUGCGUCAGAUGCCGCGCAAGUCUGCAUCCACUAUGAACUCAAUCACGCGCAAGCCACCGUGCCUGCUCUCAUCUUGCUGUGAAGCACACGGUAGACAUAGUCGGCAACGGCAGUCGAGCCACUAAUUGGCCGAACUCAGCCCAACAGUUCUAUCCAGUUUCCAAGUCCAGGAUGCAAUCUCGCCCUACAUAAACAAAGUGAUGACUGUUUUCGAGGUUCUGUGGGGGGCUGGGACUUUGCGUCGUACAGCAGAAUUUUCGGUUCGUGAUCCUUAAAGCGCACUAUCAUUUCAGUACUGUCUUGGAUCCCUUUCUCGUCAGAAGUCGGUGUUAUGUUAGUCCUUAAAUAUCUUGUUAUUUUGUUGCUAUGACCAUUUACAAAGCAUGUCUGUCUCGGUGGUCUGUUGCAGGCUAAACAAUUCUGAUCCAGGAACCCCGCUUAACGUAGUGAGAAUUUCAUUUCAAGAAAGUGUCACCGCUGGGCUCCACGAACCUGCCCACCAACUACUCACACGACCCUGGUUCACUCCUGCGCCUGACAGAUCCCAGUUUGGAAUCAGUAAAGGGCGCGGAACCGCUUCUGAUCGUCUAGUGCAUAUAGAGGCACUUGCUACUAAUGUGGCCUCUCUAGACAUGCUGUGACCGACUUGUUUUGCCGGGGCAAUCGUACCUUACUACUAAUCUAGGAGUCGACUAUUUUUUUACACGAAACCUCCCUCAGCAAAACCCACAGUAAUGUACGCAAGCCAAAUGCGCAGCAGUCACGCGAACCUUGGCACGUUUUCGGCCGGCAAGCAUAACUCCCCCCCCCCCCCGAGAGACAGAGGCCGAACUUUCUAGAGUGUGCCUCUUACGCGCCUAAUGGUCGCAUCGGUGCCUGUGACAAGUUUAGUUUCCUGUUAUCCUCUAAUAGAUCACUAGAACCCUAGUAUUUGGCUGUUAUUUCCCAAAAUAUGUCAACGCAUCGACCCCAACCUAUAUGGAGAUACCUUGACAGUUUAUUUGCAUUCCAUUCCCCGAUUUCCCUAGGCUGCAAUGGCAAUGCAGCAUGAACACCCUACUGGCAUGCUAUCAAAUCGGCAUUUACAGCGACCAACAACUAAUCGGAGAGGGUAAGUGCUUCAGCGGUCGCCCCUCGGGCCAUGUUCCGUUCUUGCUUUACAUCAUAGGAUCAUCCUACCUCGAUUUUUGAAUAAUACAAACCGUAAACGUGCGUAUCACUGCGAGCUCAGCUUCAUUAUAGGACCCGCAUGAUAUGUGCUGUAGAGACACUUAGAAUCUCCGCGUAUUUCUGGACCCGGACUGUGCAUUUCAACGAUGCGAUUGUAUAGGUACGCCCACCCGAAUUGCGAAAGCGCGCCCCUACCCCCUAUGUCUCGAUCGUUUCGUCAGGAGCCGUCUCUUUGUUUUAAUCUAAAUAGCCUAAAUACGCAAUUGCACCUCUGCAGAGUACCGGUGCUUCAGUGAACGGCAGAAUAGCUUCGCAGUUGCUCGACCUCAGCGACGGCUUCGAACCAAAACGACCAGCAAGCAAUGAAUCUAAGGAGGCCAACGCGACCUCUCUGAUGUAAAUUUCUAUUUAACCUAUAUUUCAUUUUGUGGCGGAGAAAUGGGAACCAAACACCAAGUAGGCGGCUAAGUAGUCUGGAAACGCAAUUUCUCUCAUCAUUGUCAGACUGAUAAAACGUAUUGCCAAAACGUCUGUCUAGUAAUUUCCUGUCUCUAAUUUUAGCACCCGGCGAGACGCUUGAAAUAGCUGAAAUGGAAGCCGGCCGGCAAUCGCUUCGAAACUUAUUCGGCAUACAUGACAGCCGCCCCCCAUUGCCUCUAACUGGCCCCUACUCGCCACCCGACACCUCUCGGCGCAACAAGUCACUGGCUGACUAUGGUUGCGCCUGGCCAUAG